Messenger RNA from Punctularia strigosozonata HHB-11173 SS5, 1650 nucleotides. RefSeq lists its product as uncharacterized. The transcript is spliced from 6 exons. Gene Ontology annotation, biological process: nuclear inner membrane organization. Lineage: Eukaryota; Fungi; Basidiomycota; Agaricomycetes; Corticiales; Punctulariaceae. The record is from RefSeq and is a predicted model, not a curated record. Gene Ontology annotation, cellular component: microtubule organizing center attachment site; chromosome, centromeric core domain; mitotic spindle pole body. The coding region runs from base 1 to 1650 and encodes 549 amino acids.
AUGGCACCGAUAUUUCAACGCUUUAACCAAGCGAUAUGCUUCUUCUGCAAUGAAACCCAGACGCCGAGCCCUCGGAACUGUCGCCAAUUUCGAUGUGCUCAGUGCGGCUGCUGGAAUCGAUACGACGCGGCAGGUGAAAUCAUGUCCGACGAGCCCGCGAUGCACGACGCGUCCUUGAAUGCCAAAUCUUUUGCGAAGAGAGCGUCGCCUCGAAAGGAUCGUCUCCCCACCAUGGACGCUCAUGCGAGGAAGGCGCAGCUAUUCUGCCAUACUUGUCAGACAAAUCAAAUGCUGAUCAUCAACCUGCUCUCCAACUACCUUCCUGAGCCGGCGGAUCCGAGCUACUCGCAGCGUCUAUCCAUGCUUCCCAAGUACAAGGAGUCCCUCCACACCAGGUAUCCUCCUGUUUGUGCGCAAUGCGCCCCUUUGGUCGACGACGUGAUCAGUCAAAGAGAACACAUGGCGCGAACCAACGCGUUGGGUGGAUGGCUGAAGAACACGAAAGGCAAGGAGGCUCAAAGGCGGCAACCCUCGUCUUCUACACUGCAUGAGGACAGACAACGAAAACCAUCGAAGGACCGAUUCAAACUUGAGCAGGAGCUAUGGAUGUGGCGAGCAAGAGGUUGCUUGUGGUGCGCAACGCUGCUAGGUUCUGUUGCAGGGCAUGUUUGGGGUAUAGAACUGCCACCACCGUGGACACGGCCUUUUUGUGCGUUCUUCCCUUUGUAUAUCGUGGUAUCAGUGCUUUGGACAUUCUGGGAUCCGACGUAUUCAUCGGUGCAGAAAGCCCGGUGGCAAGGUCGUCAAGUCUGGGUACGAGGUAGAGCUCGUUAUAUAGUGUACCAACUUUUAGCAUGGCUGUCUCGAUUAAUGACUGCCGUUCUAUUUGCUCUCCCGCUCUAUGCCCCGGAUCGCGACUACUUAAGACUGCUGUCCGGUGCCACAGGGGCCCCUGCUGGGCAUGCGGCGCUGACACCCGUAUCGUCCCAGACUCUGCUUGCGUCGUUCCUGACGCUACGGCUCCACUAUCCACCAAAGGUACGACUCAUCGAUACGAACCCGUCCCGCCGAUCUGUGGCUCCAGAAACUCGGGUCGACACCCCUUCCCCGCCCGAACCGGGCAUUGAUCUGCUUGCGCCGUUGUCCUUCUCCGGAAAUCCUGUGUUACAAACCCACGAAGAUACCUCAGUGGGACAUCCCAUCUUCGGCUUGCCUUCCCUAACAAUAGAAGCGCAUAAAGAUUCUGAUGGACGACAACCAACCAGCAACACGGACCCUAACGCCAUGGACAUCGAUACACCGUCCCCGGUCAAACCGAGGAGCCCCUUCCAUCCCGACCAACGCGAUGAUACCGACAAUUCCGUCUGGCUGCGUCCCCAGCGUUUCUUUCCGCCGGAGAAACCGACGGGUCUAGAAGGUCUUUUGGAGCGGACACUCUUGAUUGACCCAUCGGUGGGAGAAUCAGGAGAUUCUGUACGACCAGGGGAAGCUGCCCGGCGGCGGAAAAUGUUAUACGGGCUAGCUUGGGGUGCUGCCUUACUCUCUAUGGGAGUGGCUACGCAUCUAUGGCACGUAGGGACCACACGGUCGCGUACCGCCAUGGACCUUCAGAUUCAAGAUAUGGAGAUAGCGACAAGCGGAGAUUCAUAG